Messenger RNA from Moneuplotes crassus, 2130 nucleotides. The record is from the annotation of a GenBank genome assembly. Lineage: Eukaryota; Ciliophora; Spirotrichea; Euplotida; Euplotidae.
AUGAAUUAUCUGAUCCCUUCAGAAUUCCCGACUAUCCACAGGAUAUUAGCAUUCUUGCAUGCUUCUAGCCGCAGAGAUGCUGAAUUUGUAGAACUAGAAAGCAAGAUCCCUAAGAGUGGCAUAGAUCAUCUCACCAGCCCUUCUAUGGACUUUAUUAAGAAGUCAUGCAAGGUUUUACUGCGUAACAUCUUUUGAACCACAAUCCUCAUGCUGUUAUUAGUGAAUAUGGAAAUACAACAAUUAACAACGAUUAUCAUAUGAAUUGGAGCAUCUGUUGCGUUUUAUUUUGUAGAGAAGCAUAUUUCAAUAACACCAGAGAACCUCCAAGUCGGGAUCUUAUGAUUUAAUGGAAUUGCAUAUUUUAUGAUCCAUUUGACAUUUCAAGUGGAGCAUAAAGGUCUCAUCAGUAUUGGGUUUCCAUGCAUGUAUACUUAUCAUUUUUACCUUGCCACUUUGACUCCUUCUAAACGGCAUAUCACCUGCAUGAUCUUUGGUGUUACUGUAUUUAUGCAAUUUUUCAUCGGAAUGUACAAACUAGGGGAAAUAGAUGUAGAGCACUUUUCUUCAGCAGUGUUCUCAGUCGGAAUCUUUUUCCUUGGACUUGAAACCAACCAGACCAGACUCUCACAAAUGUACCAAAUGAUUCUUGAGAAUGAUAAGUUGGCUAAGGAAAAGCAGAAGGUUGUUCAACAGUUCCCUCAUCCAGUUUUGAUUCUUCCUCAAGAAAUAUCUGAAGAUUUCAAAUGAUACUCUAAUGAUCAAUUUGAACAUAAAAUAAAGGCUUUGAACCAGGUAAUGAAAGAGUUAGACGAUGUUGAGGUUUCAUUUAAAAAGAAUGAUCAAAUUCCAGAUGCUCAACAAGAAAUCCAAUCACUUCUUCAGUAUUUAAGAGAUUCUGAGGACUUUGAACAGAAUGGACAAGAUUCAGUAAAGAGAGAUUUAGUCAUAAAGUGAUUGCAAUUUCUAAACAACGACUCAGAAAGUUCUAAAGAUAUUUUUAACAAUCAGCAUGAUAAAAGAAAGCAUGUUAACAGGAAUUUUAACAUCAAGUCUCUUAAAAUUGAAUGGAAGGGGGUUCCUUCUGUCAUGCAUGUCUUCAUUGACACAACUGACAUCAUCAAUCUCGAACAAGCCAAGAACAGAAUCAAAAUGCAGAAGAUCAUGUUUGCAAGUGCGAGUCAUGAGUUCAGAACUCCACUCAAUGCAAUAAUUAACUCUUUUGAGAUUAUCAAGUCGAGUCUUCAAGAGUUCCUCAGAACAGUAAUGGAGGAUACAGGGCAGAAUGUGAUGGAAUACAGCCAUCCCAGAGAAAACAUUGAUCUGAUCUCGAAGUUCAUCAGGACAGGCUCUACUUCAUCCUUGCUGUUAAUGGCACUUGUUGAAGACAUUCUAAAUCUGUCCAAAAUAGAUAAUGGAACUUUUACUAUCAAACUUGAAUUCUUUCAAGUGCCAGAGUUGCUCCAAGAAGUGCACUCUCUGUUCACAAUACAAUGCGAAAACAAGGGAGUUGACUUGCUCAUAGAAUGAGAUGACACCUUGCACAGUUGUGAAAUCAGAACUGACUGCAACAGAAUCAGACAAGUCUUACUGAACUUGGUCUCAAAUUCAUCCAAGUUCACUUUCAAUGGAUUCAUUAAAAUCAAAGUUUGAAUGGUGAAGUCUCUGGACGGCUCUGAUUACUUGGAAUUCAGAGUUCAAGACACUGGAACAGGCAUCAAAGAGCAAGACCAAGAGUGUCUGUUUAAACUGUUUGGUGUUCUUGAAGACAAUGAAGACCUGAACCCAAAUGGUUGUGGCUUGGGGUUAACAAUAAGCAAGAAAUAUGUAGAGCUGCUUGGAGGAGAAAUUCAUGUUGAGUCAAUAUAUGGAGAAGGCACAGAAAUGAUCUUCACAAUCCUCAUUACUGAGAUUAAACGACUUCCUUCUCUUCCUGACCUCUCCUCAAAAAAUCUCUCAACUUUCUCUCUCAAAUCUAUCAAGCCCUAUCCCGAAUCAGACCUUAAAGUCAGCGAAGAGCAUAUUUCCUCCCUAAAUCCCAUUAACAAACUUCACAUCAGUGACUUCACAAUCCAUAAAUGGUCAUAAUUCCUACUCUGUCACGUACAAGAAUUAAUUUUUAUAAAUUCCUAA